AUGGAACUUGCUGGUUUGAGCUGUGCUCAUGCGGUGGCACGCAGUUACGACAGGGGGAAAGUACUGGUGCUUUCGGGGCCAGGUAAUAAUGGCGGCGAUGGUUUAGUUUGCGCUCGUCACCUCAAACUUCUUGGUUUUGAACCAUCAAUUCUUUACCCAAAGCAGUCCAAAUCGGAACUUAUGCGGCGGCUGGUAACACAAACAACAAAAAUGGGCAUCAGUUACCUUGAUGAAAGCGAUGCGAAGGAACCUGCUGAUUUAAAAAAUAACUUCUCUUUGGUGAUCGAUGCCUUGUUUGGCUUCAGUUUCAAACCACCGCUAAGGCCACCGUUUGAUCAAAUCAUCGAUGUCGUCAACAAAAGCUCCCUUCCAGUUUUCGCAGUCGAUAUCCCUUCAGGUACCGUCGUUAUAUUCAUUUUUCCACUGUAUUAG
Gongylonema pulchrum is the source of this 432-nucleotide messenger RNA. The record is from the annotation of a GenBank genome assembly. Lineage: Eukaryota; Metazoa; Nematoda; Chromadorea; Rhabditida; Gongylonematidae.